GGCACCUGACACGUGACGAGAUGAUGACGAGCAGCACCAAGCAGCACGUCACGUCGAGUCAAAGCGAUAGCCGAUAUGUUAUAAAUAAAGAAUAUAGAUAGGUAGUAAUUUUUUUCGUAAUCAAGCAUACAAAUACACGCCGUUUUCGCUUCGCGUGGAGAUUCAAAAUCCUUCAUGUAAAUUGCGUUUACGCCCUAAUGAUGCACUGCAGCUCGUAACGAUGCUCUGCGUAAAACACGGGAGAAGGCACGGCGUCUCGUUGCUGUUCAAUCUGAUCCCGAAGGCACUCUAUUCGCGUCGCAGCGACCGGAGCACGAGUUCCUACAAGAUCGUCAAGUCCAAUGGCGACUCCCUGGACGAAACAGAUAUUGACAACAGUGUUUUGGGUGUCAAUUCCAACUGGGAGUUGCUAACGCCGAGGGGCUUUAGAUUUUAUCUUCCUGGAAGCGUAGGACCAGCUUGGUUAGAUGCAACGACCACUGCCCAAGUCAAGACUCAGUUUGUCAAGCUGUACAAUGAUGAAGAAUUUAUAGAGACCUUAAACAAUGAAAAUAGGUAUCAAGAGAAUGUAGAAAGUUGGGAGACCAUACAGCCGAUGUUGGACUGUGUGGCGCAGGAAUGUCCUAUUCUUCUGAGAAAGAGCAUAGAGGAACUAUUCCCAGGAUGCUUAGAUGUGACUAUGUCACAUCUUACUAUUAUAACUAUUAGUCAAAAGGCAAAUCUCAAGUCGAUGAAAUGGCGUAAGGAGGCGGAAACAGAGAAACUCGCCAAAUAUUUUGUUUUAGCAGCCUCCGACAUAUGUACAAAGCUCAAAAUGGUCGGUUACUGGGCAGACUUUAUCAAUCCCUUCAGUGGACAGCCCUACUUAAGCCCACGGAAGGACGCCAAUUUGUAUGAAACCGAUGAACGAUUUCGCUGCAUAGGAUUUAAAGUACAACAGAGAAACAAUUGCAGAAUUAUUGUGUCUGAUAGUAGUCUACAAAAUUUUAUUGGAAGUCUUUACACCACAGCGCCGGCAAGCACGGAGUUUUUAAAACAAAUAAUAAACGUUGAUAAUAAUAACGAGGAUCAAUAAAUAUGUGUACAUACAAGGAAGGAGCGUUUAGUUCACUUAUAUGAUAAAUGAAUCUUUCAUCGCUGAAGUUAUAAAACGUCUCUGGCGCAUCUGUCACGUAUAAUCAAUUGAGAUGUUCGAUUAUUUAUGAAGCAAACGUGACUUGCCAAAUUUGACUUUGUGCUACGGAUGGAUAUCGAUAUAAUAUAUUCAUACGUCUUCAAUAAAGCCGAAUGGAGUGCGCUUUACUUCUAAUGCCCGUAAACUAUAUAGCAAAUGUUUAUCUAGCAAAGAAAAGUCAGUAUAUAUUACGUUAUUAAAUAAAUUAUAGAUUUCAAACAACUUAUUUGAAAAAUAAACCUUUCUUGAUAGUCAUGGAUAGUCAAUAUAUUUUUUUAUUUAGAUAAUAUAAAUUGAAAUUGCUUAUAAAA
This is a messenger RNA of Wasmannia auropunctata (little fire ant), 1485 nucleotides long. RefSeq names its product methylmalonic aciduria and homocystinuria type D homolog, mitochondrial-like. The transcript is spliced from 5 exons. Gene Ontology annotation, cellular component: mitochondrion. The coding region runs from base 221 to 1075 and encodes 284 amino acids. Lineage: Eukaryota; Metazoa; Arthropoda; Insecta; Hymenoptera; Formicidae. Gene Ontology annotation, biological process: cobalamin metabolic process. The record is from RefSeq and is a predicted model, not a curated record.